AUGCCGCGCUUCUUGAAUACCUUGACGGGGGAGUUCGAGUGGUAUAACGACCCGCGAAAAGUCAUCUACGCGAUUCUGUCUCACACUUGGCGGUCCUCCGAAGAUGGUGGCGAACAGUCCUUUGGCGAUGUUCAAAAUAUUCAAUCUACCGUGGCUGAGGGGGUCCGGAAACAGCAAGGCAUCUGCACAGUCGCGCGCAAGGCCGGUUUCCGCCUCAUCUGGAGCGACGCAUGCUGCAUCGACAAGACGAGCAGUGCGGAGCUUUCCGAAGCCAUCAACUCAAUGUACGAGUGGUAUAGGCUCUCGGACAUGUGCUACGUCUAUCUCGAAGAUGUCCCCGACGACGACGUCCCAACAGACUCCACUUCCUAUUUCUGUAUCAGCCGAUGGCACGACCGUGGAUGGACGUUGCAGGAGCUCAUUGCGCCCGAGCGCGUGGAGUUCUUGACGCGAACAUGGCACUUUCUCGGCACGAAGAUUGGGCUUGCAUCGACUCUGGAGAAUAUCACGGGGGUCAAUUUCGAUAUCCUGACGGGCCGUGCGCCUGUGGACUCGGUGAGCGUUGCGCGGAGGAUGUCCUGGGCCGCAGAGCGAGAGACGACGCGCAUCGAGGACAGGGCGUACUCGCUCAUGGGCUUAUUCGGUGUCCACAUGUCACCAAUAUACGGCGAAGGCAACAACGCGUUCCUCCGUCUCCAGGAGGAAAUCAUCAGGAAGGUUCCCGAUCAAAGCAUCUUCGCCUGG
Messenger RNA from Trametes versicolor FP-101664 SS1, 744 nucleotides. RefSeq names its product HET-domain-containing protein. The record is from RefSeq and is a predicted model, not a curated record. The transcript is spliced from 2 exons. Lineage: Eukaryota; Fungi; Basidiomycota; Agaricomycetes; Polyporales; Polyporaceae. The annotation marks the transcript as partial.